CCAACAGUCGCGAACGCGCCAUCGAACACGCCGCUCGCGAUCGCGCUCUCAUUCGGUUUUUCGUUUUCAGUUUUCAGUUUUCCAGCUUUCCAGCGUUUCCCAGCUCUUCAGCCACUCAGCUUUUCCGUUUCGGGUUUUCAGCUCCUUCGCUUUUCCGUUUCGGUUUCCAUUUCGUUGGCGCUUCAUUUGACACAACCGCUCGAACUGAAAACCCCCGAAUCGAUCAAAAUUGAAUUGAAAUUGUGAAUGGUUUUGCCUGCUGAUUGUCGCGCUGCACUUGAUUUUUUGUUCGUGUGUUUUUGCGCUGCUUGCCUGAAUGGCAAAGGCAAAGUGCAAAGUGUGAGAGUGCAAGAGAUAAAGAUUUGGAGAGGAAGAGAGGAAGAGAAGGAGUCCGGGUUUGAUCUUCGCAAGCUGGAGCCGUGAAUCGCGCUCUGCAAUGUGGUGCGAGCUCUGGACUUGCCGCCGAGCAACACCACACACUGGAGCGGGAAGUGCGACUGGAACGGCGACUGGAACGAGCACUGGAACGGGCACUGGAACGGGAACGAGAAGGGGGAGUUGGCGGAGAACUGGAGGGCAGGGAGAGAGGGGCGAGCAAAUGUAGUCGGCAGUUAGAGCACAGCCACCGUUGCCGAAGCCACCGCCAGAUGAUCGAAUGGUGGUGAUCCUCCUACUGUCGCCAUGCACUUGCAGCCGCAGCAGCAGCAGCAUCCACGCCCACGCCCACGCCCACACCCACGAUACCGCCCACGCACCACCCAAGCACCAGCACCAGAAGAAGCAGUCAGAAGAAGCAGGAGCACCAGAGGCAACUAGAGCAGCCAGAAGCGGAGAUUCCCGGAGCAGCCAUGAAUCCUCAUCGGCGUCGACGGGCGACACGGCCAUUCCGGCUGGAUACCUGCAGCUGCACCACCAGAGGCGCGAGGAGCAGCAGCGGCUGCACCACCAGACCACACAGAACCGACAGAGCCGACAGAACCGACAAAACCGGAGUCACAGAACCGGAGAACCGGAGAGAACCCAGCAUCCUAGUCACAGUCGCAGCACCACUGCACCACCACUGCCCCACGGAAGGUGGUUGUCCCUGCAGCCGGCGAACACCGUGCCCAAGCCACCGCGCAUCCACGGCCUCCACUGGGCACCGCCACCACCACCGCCACCGCCACUGCCACUGCCACCGCCACACAGUCGCACAGCCCCGCCUCGCCACCACCAGCCGAUCCUCUUCCGCGUCCAAUCGUCACAGCCCCACGGGAGCUGUGCCACCACCUCGACCAACACCACCGCCACCACCACCACCACCACCACCGACUACGUGCGCCACGUGACCCGCGUUAACUUCUACGACAUUGACACUUCGCAGGUCGAAUUCGAGCCCAAAGACGACGAGGAGAGCAGCGAGGCCGCGGCAGGCCACUGCGACACAGAAGCUAUUACCAAAGAAGAGGAGUGGAUAACGAAGCGUAAGACAGAACUCACAACUACCAGACAGAUCGAAACGAGGGUGAAACGACAGGUGAAGCUGCAGGAUGGCAAGGUAAUCGAGGACUCCGGUCCAAUUGUGUCCACAAACACCACCGAGGACACCGACAAACAGGAAACGGAAACCACUGAGAAGCGCGACCUUGACCUGCCGGAUGACCUCCACGGCAAUGCCCAGCUGAUCGAUGUGGCCGCUCUGGAGGCUGGCGCCGAAAACGAGACGCAGUUGGCUCAAAUCCAAGAGGUCUUCGGACCGGCGGACGGAGCAGGGAAGCUGGUCAAGCGAAUGGUUCCCCGACCGGCGGAUGGCCUAGUGCGACAGACGGACGACAAGCGGGUCAUCUCUCACGAGGAGAUCAAGGACUACCACGAAACGGAGGACGUUAAGCACCUUGGCGACUUCACAGAUCAGACCUACGUGAACGCAGUGCGCGACGGAGUCGAGGACCUCGAGACCGUGCUCUGUUCGCCGGAGAGCCAGCGGCAGCUGGUGCCGCUCGGGCCGCAGGUGGUGGCCAGCCGGAGCAAGUCCCGCAAGACGAUCGACUCGGAGGACACGCAGAAGCGCUGUCUGGCCCAGGAGGACGGCACCCUGGUCACCGAGAGCCGGCGCACCACCGAGCACGAGCUGAUCCUCGACGACGAGCUGCCCGACGCGCCUGGCGACGCCUCCGAUGAGCGCGGCCUGCAGCUCCGGGCGGGCGAGCAGGUGACCACCACGGCGGCCAGCCAGCGGUUCUUCCGCCAGCGCGACGAGCAGCAUGUGGACGUGCUAGCCAACGGCCGGCUCCACUCCACCGAGAUGCGCUACGCCGCAGAAACCACCCAGAUGGACAAGGACGGGCCCGCCGACCUGGAGCGUCCGGGCGACUGGGACAGCCUCUCCGACCGGAUGCGCAAGCUGCGUCGCUCCCAGCAGCAGCAACAGAAGGAGGUGGCCCUCCUGGCGGACCGCAAGGAUGCGCUCACCAAGCGACCCCUGGACUUCGAUCGCGAGGAGGAGACGCGCAAGGGCGAGACCAUGAAGUGGCUGGAGUCGCACUUUGGCAGCGAGUCCACAGCCUCGAACGAUUCCCGCGACGACGAGGCCGACGCGGAGGUGGAGCCCACCAAGAAGAGCUACUUCAACGUGACGAUCAAGUCGCAGAGCCAGCCGCAGGCGCACAUCCACGCCCAGUCCCACCUGGCCCCCACCCAGCAGCAUCCGCAUCCGCAUCCGCAUUCGCAUCCGCAGCAUUCGCACGCCCACCAUCCGCAUCCGCAGACGCUGCCCAGGAGCGCCGAAAGGGAACGAGAGAGGGAACGAGAGAGGGAGCGAGAGAGGGAGCGAGAGAGGGAGAGGGAGAGAGAGAGGGAGAUGGAACGGCAUCCCAUGACCACCACGUCCGCCACUCUGGAGCGGAAGCCGCCGGCGAACGCGGCACCAGGUCGCUCCAAGUACUUCCAGGGCAUCUCGAACUGGUCGGAGCGCAAGGACUCCGGCCCGCCGGUCAACCACUUCUCGUCGCAGGCGUUCCGCGAGGACCUGCAGGAGACCAUCCGGCGGAACGGGCUGAGGAAGAAGGAGGUGCGCGGCCAGCCGGGCUCCGCCCAGGGAUCGCUGAUGGCCCAGGAGCCAUCGGCGGCGGGCCAGCCGAAGGACAGCUACGUCAGCCGCGAGGACAUCCUGCAGCAGAAGCGCCAGAGCCUCUCCUCCCAGUUCCUCGCCCGCUCGAUGCGUGGCUCCCGCGACGCCCUCGACGACCUGGAUGCUAUACCGGGACCGGGACCGGGACCCGGAUUGGGGUCCGGAUCGGGACUGGGGCUGGGACCUGGUCCCUCCCUCCUGUCGCCACGGGCACCCGACGAGCCCUCGCACAAGAGAGUGGCCUACGGCCAUCGAGGGAGCACCGCCAUCAAUGGCCACGCCCACGUGGCGAACGGAAUGGCAGCCGGAAUGGCGAACGGGCGGGGCAAGAGCUACGACCCCGCCGCCGUCCCGCCGACACCCACCUCCACCUCCACCUCCAUCUCCACCUCCGCCAAUCCUGCCCUGGACUUCGGCGGGAAUGUCGGAGGAGGGAGCCAGUUGGGGCUCAACCCGCGACCCACCGUCCCGCAGCGAAGACGUGCCAUCGAGAAGAAGCUGGGCGAGCACAGCCACGCGUCCCACGCAUCGCUCACCUCCUACGGAUCGCACUCCGCCCAUCUGGCGGCCAAGGCGCAGGCUCCGAUGCCGUCGCAGGUGGGCCAGCUGGAGCCUCCCCCGGACUACUCGCCGCCGCCCAGGAGUCGCAGUCGGUCGUCCUCGCCGCAGGUGGAUUACCUGAUGACCAGGGAGGUGCCGCCUGCCAGCACGAUGACCCUCAGCCGGAAGCAGCAGCAGCGCACGCGGUUCGCGCCCACGUCCAGUUAUCCGCCGGCCACUGGAGGAGUUGGGAGCCUCCGCCCGCCCGGCACCACCUCCGCCUCCGUCUCGAACCUGUCGGCCAUGAGCGGAGGAGGAGGCGGAGGAGGCGGCGGCACCUCCAAGUCGAGCCGCAUGGGCCAGGUGAUCGGCAACUCGCUGCGGAAGCUGGUGAGCAAGAUCCGCUCGGCGAGUGCGGAGCGCAAGUUCCGCAUGAAGUCGGCGGCCAGCAAGUCGCGCGAGCAGUCGCCCAGUCCGGGUCACGAUCCCCGGGGAGCUGGUCCGCCGGUGACCACCUACCAGCAGUACAACGUGAUCGAUGGCCACAUCGGCAGCCAUGAUUCCGAGGACUCCAAGAGCGACAGCCCCAGGCGCAGGGAGCAGGAACGGGAAAGGGAAAGGGACAGGGACAGAGAGAGGGAGAGGGAACGAGAACGAGAGAGGGACAGAGAGAGGGAGAGGGAACGGGAGCGAGAUAGGGAACGCGAUCGCGACCGCGAUCCUCUCAAGCAGGAGACCCCAUCGCGGCAGAACUUCAAGCGCGCCGAGUCCGCAGAUCCGCAGCUGCAGCACCUGGAGCAGGCCAUCAGUCCCAGGCAGCGGUACUACCUGGGCGAGGACCCCUACUCCAGCACGCUCUACGGCAAGGAGAACCUCUACGAGCGGCGGCCACGUCAGCGAAACGUGGAGCGGCCCGAUGAGCGCAUGGAGCGACUGGAGCGGGAGGACGACUACUACGAGUCGAGGGCGCCUCCUCCAGUGACGGCGGCCCACACGCUGGGGCGCUACCAGAAGCACGGCCAGCGCUUCAGUGGCUCCACCCCGAAUCUGCACCAGCAGCAGCAGGACUACCGCUCCGCGCAGACGCUGCCCCGCAAGCUCCACGAGCAGCGCGCCCAGAGGUUCGGGGGCGCCGUGGAGAAGCAGCCGCCUCCGCCGGGCAGGGGCAACUACCCUGGAGGUCCUGCUCCUGGGCCGCCGCGGGGGAUCGCCCAGAACCAGAACCAGAACCCGAAUCUUAACCACAACCUGAACCCGAAUCCGAAUGCGAAUCCGAAUCAGAACCAGAUGCUGCCGCAGGGACCGGCGAAACCGGCGCGCACCUACGCCAAGGUGCUGAACCGGAGCAAGAGCUUCAACGUGCACGGGAUGAACGGCAGCAACGACCCCAGUCCCAUCUACAUCGAGAAGCUCACCCGGAACAACUACAACUACCAGCCGCGGCCGGAGCCUUCUUCGGGCUUCGGGUACGGACUGGGCCAGGGACCCAGCGGCAACUACAAGUCCAACCCGCACCUCUUCUCCGGCAAGGACAACGCGCUGAAGGGCGGCCUCAAGAGCCCGUCGAUCGUGAACCUCAUCAGCCGCAGCCAGAAGGACCUCACGCGGAUCGCGGGCAACGAGGAGGAGGAGGAGGAGCUGCUGGGUGGCUACCCGGAGCAGGACAAGCAGAAGCAGCUCUACCUGCGCGGGCUGCACCAGCAGGCCCCGGACCUCUACCGAGUGAUCCACGGCGAUCCAUCCGAGGAGUAUCCCGGAUCCCGCAAGUACCCUCUGCAGGCCAAGUACUCGCUCGACUCCUCGCGCUCCCCGCCCUCCGUCGAGCUCAACAAGGACACGGCGAGCAUCGUGCGGCGCGGCAGCGAGUCGGAGCACCCGCAGGCCCACCACCACCUCCACCACCACCAGCAGCACCACCAGCAGCACCAGCAGCAGCACCACCUGCAGAGCCACCAACAGCACCACCAGCAGCAGAGCCUGCGCCGCGGCUCCGGAGCCACCAUCAUCGAGCUGCGCACCGCCGCCGGCGGCCACCGGAAGUGAACCAAGUCCACGCGAUGCCCCAUCGCCAUAUCACAUACCAGAUACCACAUACCACAUACCACAUACCCACAUACCAUACCAUAGUCGAACUCCCCUGAAGAUCUGCAUUCGCAACUGCAACCUAGAGAUUUCGAUAAUUUCGAUAACACCGAUUACUGAUCACUGAAUUCUGAUUGCUGAAUAUGUUGUUCGCAUCUCAAAAUGUUUCCAUGCAAAUAUGUUUCGGGAAGUUACUUUUUUUCUAUAAACUAGUAUCAUUUUUACUACGGAAUUCGAAUGGAUACCGGUUUUCCAAGCAGUGAAGUUUUGAAUUUCUUCCAUGACGCAAACAACGUCCAUCUUCCGAAUCAAAUCAAGCUUCUGCAUAUUUAAAAACACACUUAAUUUAUUCAACCCUUUUUCUUUUGACAACUAAUAUUUCUUUGAGGAAUGCAGUUUGUAAUUUCGAAUGAAAGUGUUUGUUCAUAUGAACCUCUCUUAGCCAAAUUACAACUUCGAUGAACCGCAGGCGAAAGUUCGACUAUAUUCCCCUGGCAGGAGCCCCAAAGCCCUUGGGCUUUAGUUUCAUUUGACUAGCAGCAAAUAAAAAUAAAAGGCCAAUCGACCAGUUGAGUGUUAACUGGGUCAUAAAAGCUACAAAGUUGAUGGUUGAUCAAAAACGAAACGAAAUAAGACAACAAUAUCUAUGCAGAUGUAACGCGGAAGCCAUUUCCACUGUCCUGUCACGCCUCUUCCAAUCGUAAUUUGAUAAUACUAUGAUGCCUACGCCUAAUUGCAUUAUCUAUUUUACCAUUUUUUUUUUUUUUAAUACUAAUAUUAACGUUUGUUGUAUAGAUACCGUUAAAUGAAUAAACUAACUAAAAUAACUAAUAUUAAUUCGAUAUUAUUGUAAAAUUUUGAUUAAUAAACAAACUGCAAUUAAAAUUAAAAAAA
This is a messenger RNA of Drosophila ficusphila, 6625 nucleotides long. It is a transcript of the gene chas, whose product is annotated as zinc finger CCCH domain-containing protein 13. The record is from RefSeq and is a predicted model, not a curated record. NCBI's taxonomy places the organism in Eukaryota, Metazoa, Arthropoda, Insecta, Diptera, Drosophilidae. The transcript has 8 exons. The coding region runs from base 656 to 5692 and encodes 1678 amino acids.